Molecule: messenger RNA, 1712 nt
Organism: Siniperca chuatsi (mandarin fish)
Lineage: Eukaryota; Metazoa; Chordata; Actinopteri; Centrarchiformes; Sinipercidae
Exons: 2
Coding region: 207-1169 (320 amino acids)
Source: RefSeq, a predicted model, not a curated record
GGAAACAGACAACAGUACAGACGGGAUCAGCAUUAAAGCCCAAACGCCGCCGCGGCGCCAGCCGGCUGUUCUCAGCGACGACUGCCACCAGCUGCUGAAGCCGGAGGCCCGGAGGACUUCAAACAAGCAAUAAGUCUAAUAACAGUUCUGCAUCGUCAGGCCUCUAAGAACGACUCGCACGAGGAGAUCGAUCACGUGACGAGGUCAUGACCUCAGCAGGCGCCGCUUCAUUUAAACACACGCCGAAACGGGCUGAGGUCAGCUCGAACUUCGAUUCUGCUGUUAACGAGACGUGCAUUCAAACCCGCGAGCGAGAAACACACGUUACUUCAACUUCAGUUCGGGAGCAGAAGUCUUACUGGUCUGUUACCGGUCCGUUACUGGUCAGCUGGUGGUCUGUUACCGGUCCGUUACUGGUCAGCUGGUGGUCUGUUACCGGUCCGUUACGGGUCAGCUGCUGGUCUGUUACUGGUCUGCUGGUGGUCUGUUACCGGUCCGUUACUGGUCUGUUACUGGUCAGCUGCUGGUCUGUUACCGGUCCGUUACGGGUCAGCUGCUGGUCUGUUACCGGUCCGUUACUGGUCAGCUGCUGGUCUGUUACGGUCUGUUACUGGUCAGCUGCUGGUCUGUUACCGGUCCGUUACUGGUCAGCUGCUGGUCUGUUACCGGUCCGUUACUGGUCAGCUGCUGGUCUGUUACCGGUCUGUUACUGGUCAGCUGCUGGUCUGUUACCGGUCCGUUACUGGUCAGCUGCUGGUCUGUUACCGGUCCGUUACUGGUCAGCUGCUGGUCUGUUACCGGUCCGUUACUGGUCAGCUGGUGGUCUGUUACCGGUCCGUUACGGGUCAGCUGCUGGUCUGUUACUGGUCUGCUGGUGGUCUGUUACUGGUCCGUUACCGGUCCGUUACUGGUCAGCUGGUGGUCUGUUACCGGUCAGCUGGUGGUCUGUUACCGGUCUGUUACUGGUCCGCUGCUGGUCUGUUACCGGUCAGCUGGUGGUCUGUUACUGGUCUGUUACCGGUCUGUUACCGGUCAGCUGCUGGUCCGUUACUGGUCAGCUGCUGGUCCGUUACUGGUCAGCUGCUGGUCCGUUACUGGUCAGCUGCUGGUCCGUUACUGGUCAGCUGCUGGUCCGUUACUGGUCAGCUGCUGGUCCGUUACUGGUCUGAGCUGCCUUUUAUAGCCAAAAUCUUUUUCCCGUUAGCUGGCGAUGCUAACUGUUAGCAUCAGUAGCUAACAGUCAUGUGACCAUGCGGAUAUGUCAGCUGCAGAAUAUUAAAUACAUAUCGAACACAUUUAAGAGAACUUUGAUUCGGGGGUCAAAUCAUGUUGUCGGGCCGGUUUUGGCCCCCGGGCCACGGUUUGCCCACCGAAAAUGAGCUCAAACAGAUGUUUGAUAUUUACUGAUCAGCUGACAGAUACACUGACGAAUCUGCAAUAAGCUGAUAAGCGCAUCACCUCGCUGACCCGAUCGAUCGUCCUGAUCGAUCAGGUCAGCGAGGUGAGGCGCUGUCCAGGUGACAACACGGACGGACAGCAACGCGCCAACUAAGGCAGAGAAGAAGAAGAAGAGUGUCCGCAGGUAAACAACAAACAGGAAGGAAAACGAGUCGUGGCGAGCAGGGAGCUUUAACUUCCCCCGCCGCGCGUUCACAUCGGAGCGAAGACGUCGCGUGUACGCCACGACAGCAGCGGUCUGAACUGGUCACACU